AUGGAAGCCCGAUUCGCAUCUCGGGGUGGGGUCUGGCUUUGCGGGGCGGAUGAAAGUUGUUACCCACCUCCCGAGAUGCUGCCCCAGGUGGUGCGUGCCCUGCCCCGCAAAGCCGGGCCCCACGCCGUACCUUAUCUCAACCUCAUCCGUCUCCCCAAAAAACCAACCCUCAUCAAGGACCCUCCCCCGACCAAAACGCAAACCAUGACUCCCGCAACCCCCGACCCCAAAAUCCUCCGGCGCUGCGUCGAACUCGCCAGAGAAGCCCUCGACGCGGGCGACGACCCUUUCGGCUCCGUCCUCGUGGGCGCGGACGGCGCCGUCAUCCGCGAGGACCGCAACCGCACCAAGACGGGCGACGGCACCGCCGGCAGGCCCGACGCGACGCUGCACCCGGAGUUCACCCUCGCGCGCUGGGCGCAGCUCAACCUGACGGACGAGGAGCGGGCCGGGGCCUCGGUCUACACGUCCGGCGAGCACUGCCCCAUGUGCGCGGCCGCGCACGCCUGGGUCGGGCUCGGCGCCAUCGUGUACGUGUCCUCGACGGAGCAGUACGCGUCGUGGUUGGAGGAGUUCGGGGUCCGGCCGGGGAGGAAGGUGGCGCCGCUUCCUAUCCGGCAGGUCGCGCCGAAUGUUCCUGUGCGGGGACCGAUUGCUGGGCUUGCGGAGGAGGUGAAGGAGCUUCAUCGGAAGAGGCAUGCGGCUGGGGUUUGA
Messenger RNA from Colletotrichum karsti, 714 nucleotides. Its product is annotated as cytidine deoxycytidylate deaminase. Bases 1 to 714 code for a protein of 237 amino acids. Gene Ontology annotation, molecular function: tRNA-specific adenosine-34 deaminase activity. The record is from RefSeq and is a predicted model, not a curated record. Lineage: Eukaryota; Fungi; Ascomycota; Sordariomycetes; Glomerellales; Glomerellaceae. The transcript has a single exon. Gene Ontology annotation, biological process: tRNA wobble adenosine to inosine editing.